Molecule: messenger RNA, 945 nt
Organism: Emiliania huxleyi CCMP1516
Lineage: Eukaryota; Haptophyta; Isochrysidales; Noelaerhabdaceae
Exons: 4
Coding region: 1-873 (290 amino acids)
Source: RefSeq, a predicted model, not a curated record
AUGCUGGCCAGUAUUGGCUCGCCUCCUGCGUGUGCGCCCGAGGCCGGUCAGUUUGUGGCGCCCACCGCACCGGAGUCUGGAGCGCCUUGGAUGAAGCUUCUGACGGAUCACGUGCUCUACUGGCGCGCCAGGAAGGCGUGGAGCCAACAGUAUUACAACGACGUGUUCCAGUUCAUAGCUAAGCGAGCUCCCGACCUCCAGCAGCCGCUGCGGAUUGUCGAGGUUGGCACAGCGUUCGGCGUGUCAGCUCUGCUCGCCCGCCUAACGCAUGGUGGUCUAGCGAACUACCUGCUGCAGCGCCUGCCACGCGCCCAGCUCUAUGCGGUCGACCCGUUCUUGUCCGGCUACGAUCCGAGCGACCGGCACGCUCACGCCAUGGCCGCCAUCGCGAGCAAGCUCGGGCUGAACAAGACGGAGCUCUCUGUGGCGUGGGCCAGUGGGAUGGCCUACGACCUGACGGCCAGGCACGGCUCGUGCAGGUACCGCCUUUUCCACAUGAGGUCGCAAGACGCGGCGCCCUUCCUCGGAGCAGCCUUCCCUAAAGCCUCCGUCGACGUCGCCUUCAUCGACGGCCUGCACACCUACGAGGGCACCAAGGCCGACGCCGAGGCGUACUGGCCUCUGGUGGCCCCGGGGGGCGUGCUAAUCUUCAACGACUAUGGCGGCCCUCGUUCGUUUGCCGGCAUGACCUUCCCCGGUGUCAGGCGAGCCGUGGAUGAGUUUGCGGCGAGCCGGGCGAAGAACGUCAGCGUCGGCGCGCCAGGCAAGCCGCCGGGCCUAAGCAACGCGUUCAUAGCCAAGACGCGACGCGAGACGGCGGCCGGCCCGAACGCCGAUUCAUACUGCGACGCAGGGCUCGGUUGCCACUUCUGAGGUCGUACGAGUGAGAGCUAUAAGGUUCGUAGUUAAUUCCUUUGAGUUACGAAGUAACUAAAUAAAUCAAAA